This is a messenger RNA of Mizuhopecten yessoensis (Yesso scallop), 2151 nucleotides long. Its product is annotated as E3 ubiquitin-protein ligase TRIM71-like. NCBI's taxonomy places the organism in Eukaryota, Metazoa, Mollusca, Bivalvia, Pectinida, Pectinidae. The record is from RefSeq and is a predicted model, not a curated record. Bases 273 to 1883 code for a protein of 536 amino acids. The transcript has 2 exons. Gene Ontology annotation, biological process: negative regulation of translation; proteasome-mediated ubiquitin-dependent protein catabolic process; protein polyubiquitination. Gene Ontology annotation, molecular function: translation repressor activity; zinc ion binding; protein binding.
UAACUAUGUUUGUCUACCAGUGUACACUUGGAAGUCUGCAUAGGUAGGACGACUCACCUCAACAAGACAAGGUAUUGAUUGUGCUGUCACGAACAAAAGACUACCACAAGUGCGAGUGUGCUACCACAAAAUGCUCACUUUUACAAGAAAAGAGUGUCAAGUGUUACCACAAAGUAUUGACUUCUGCAUAGGGGUAUUGUCUCUACUUUGUGUGUUCUGUUCCUUGGAUAAAGCUAUUAUAAUGGUUGUUUCUUCACUCAUCAGAAGGUAAUAUGGCUGGAAAGGCUACCUCCUUCUAUAAAGGACAGAUCGCUGUCCGGGUUCAAGGUCAUAAGACAUGCGUACACCACAAAAGGAAGACAUUGGACUGGUUCUGUGAGACAUGUCAUGACGUCAUAUGUACAAAUUGUAUUUCCACAUUACACAAAGGUCAUGGCAUUGUCCCGUUGAGUGAAAUUACUCCAAACAACAAACAUAAAAUAAAAACGUUCAUCAAUGAAACAGAACAAAAGGAGCUGAUUCAAAUACAACAGGAAAUCAAUUCAACCCAGGAGAGUCUCGAAAAACACCUCAGCCAUUUCAAACUUGUAGCAGAAGAAGUGAAAAACCAAGGAAUAAAACUAAAAGAAGACGUUGAUGUUCUUAUUGCUGAAACACUUUCACAAUUAAAGGAUUUAGAAAAUGAAAAUACACAACUCCUCACCAGGUACAAAACAGAACUGGGAAGGAAACUUGCAGAAUUGAAGGAUCAACUAAACCAGUGUAAGGAAACCCUUCAGACUGGCACAGAUAUCAAGGUAUUUGACGUUACAAGUAGGCUUAACAUAGACAUCACAUUACCUAGAAGACCUGUUCUUGGGACCGCAAAAUACAGUCCAAUCAUUAAUCCUUGCGAAUCCUUGACGUUUGCAUUGGGAAAAAUGACCUUGACUUCAUUUGGUCAAUCCGACGGUAACGUCUCUUUUGAAGACGGCACAUCAGCUGGAAUAUCAGAUCUACAGCCAUCGCGACCUUUAGACCAAAUGGCGUACGAGAUAAUCCAUUCAGCAAAACUGGACUCACCUCUACCAAAGAUUUCGGUUCUGUCAGAAUUGGAUUCUCAAUAUAACAUUAGUUAUAUCUGUCCUGCUAGCGAUGGUGGUGUUUGGACAUGUGAAAUAAAUACUAACCCUUUGACACAUUUGACCAGUGAGGGAAGGGUAUCACAACAAAUAUGGAACCCUGUCUUUGUUACAAGCAUCUGUAUAUCUCCCUCUAACCAAAACCUCUGGGCAUGUUCUCAGGAAAAUAAGAGUGUCAUGGAACUGCAAUCGGGUGCAUUGGUCCGUAAAUUCAACACAAAGGAAAAACCCAAAUGUCUGUGUGUUACUAAAGAUGGCCAUGUCCUUGUGGGGACGAAACACGGAAUCACCAAGUACACUCCAGGGGGGAUGUCAAGCCUCAUGACAACAUCACAGUCAAAUAAACCAUUAGUUUGUUCACCACGUACGAUCUCAACGUGUCCGGUCAGUGAGAAUGUUGCUGUAAUUGACGGAGACCUGUCAAUUGAUGGUGGUGGAGACGAGCCUUUUGUCAUUGUGAUUGACAAACAUCUACGGGAGGUAUGCAGGUACGGAAGACACGAACACGGCAGUAUAACUGGAUCCCUGCCUUUUUACCCCUGGGAUGUAGCGUACGACAGACGGGGACAACUGGUGGUGGCUGACAAUAACAACGACUGUCUGCAUCUUCUGAGUGGUGAUGGACAAUACUUGGGACUGCUGUAUACUGAGAUAAACAGGCCACAGGUUGUAUGUUUGGACAGGCAGGGAAUUCUGUGGGUGGCGUUUGGUAGUAUGUUUAGAGCUGACAAAGUAAAACGACUUCAGUACAUCAGCGAUUAAAUCCGUAUGCUAUCAUUAUAACGUGUCGACCGUCAUCCUUUACUAAUACUUCAGAUAUAUACAAGGAAUUCCGACGUAACACGUGGUUUACUUAUGACGUCAUAGACUAACCUUGUUCAAUGAGAGUCUUGUCGCUUCGCCUCUGAUAACAUGGAGAGUGUCCCUGCGUCAAACGCAUAAAUGACUACAGUUAAGUAUUUGCGUCAGUUUUAUUUAAGUAGGACUGUUCCGCUAAUGUCGUGUAAAGAACAACGCAUAUACAAAUCGC